Molecule: messenger RNA, 17089 nt
Organism: Lytechinus variegatus (green sea urchin)
Lineage: Eukaryota; Metazoa; Echinodermata; Echinoidea; Temnopleuroida; Toxopneustidae
Exons: 98
Coding region: 467-14992 (4841 amino acids)
Biological process (GO): heterophilic cell-cell adhesion; establishment or maintenance of epithelial cell apical/basal polarity
Cellular component (GO): plasma membrane; protein-containing complex
Molecular function (GO): protein binding; calcium ion binding
Source: RefSeq, a predicted model, not a curated record
UAAGUAUACUAAGCUUUUGUAUCUGUUAAAGUAAAUUAUGAAACACUGACUGUGGAUCAUUUCAGAUAGCCUACCAGGUACUAGCAGCGUUACUGUGGACAGCACAACUGGAAAUUCAGCAACGCUCUCAUGGACUUUUAACCAGGCAGCCACAGACUACUUAAUCUCUUACAUCAGUGCCGAUGGUUCGCAUACUGGUUCCUUUAACCCAGACGGGAACGGCAACACAGCUGUUGUUGUGCCUGGUCUUCAACCACAGACAACAUACACAUUCUCAGUGCUAGGAACAGACGGCACAAAUACGUUUAACGUCGGAUCAGCUGUAGGUACAACAGGUUUGGAUACGACGGUAACAUUGGAUUCGGUUACAGAGAGCACGGUUACACUUUCCUGGACGGCGAUAGAUGGUAGUACUUUCUACCAGGUUUUAUACAGGCCUACUGGCUCGACUCAACCGGAACAACAAAUGAUAGUUUCUAAUGGACCACAAAACACCCAAACCACUCUCACUGGACUCACACCAGCUACAAUGUAUGAUAUUCGAGUUGUGGCUUUCCCGGGAGGUGGACCAUUGGAAGUUGGAAGCAUCACGCCAACAACAGGUAUUCUGAAUGAGGUUAUUGUGGAUUCGGUAACACCAAACACAAUAGCUCUCCGCUGGACGAAUUUGCCAGACAACAUUAAUUAUGAGAUAACCUACACUGCACCAGAUGGAACACAACGAGUGGUUUCGUCAGGCACCAACCCCAACAUCAUCCUUACUGGACUUACUCCUGCCACUCAGUAUGAUAUCUCAGUACGUUCAACAUCUAACCAAGGACAGCAAUCAGCCGUUGGUACCGCUACAGCUACUACUGUUCCAACACAAGUUACAAUAACUGAAACAACUCCAAAUUCAAUCAGCGCAAGUUGGACAGAGAUAACAGGUGCCUUGACAUACCGCAUAGACUUUGUCAGCACUGAUGGCCUACACACUGGAUCUAUCAAUUCACCUGUACCGCCGGCAGUUAUUGAUAGUCUACAACCAGGUACAACGUACACAAUAACUGUUCUUGGUACUACAGUGGACGGACAGACCAUCCCAAUUGGUUCAGCUUCUGCUACAACAGGUAUUGGCACGUCAGUCAAUGUGGGCCCAGUUACAUCAAGCACAAUUGCCCUGGACUGGACCCCUAUCCCCGAUACCAAUACUUAUCAGGUAGCUUACACUGGACCAGAUGGACAAGUGCAGCAGGCUUUGUCAACCACCCCUGACACCAUCCUUACCGGACUAAAUCCUGUAUCUCAGUAUGACAUCACAGUGAGGGCUAUUACUAACGGUGGACAACUGGUAGAUGUUGGCACUACAACUGCCACUACAGGUAUUGACACCUCAGUUACAGUGGGUGCUGUUACACCAAACACCGUAGACAUCACCUGGACACCUGUCCCUGGUACCAGUAUCUAUCAGAUAAUAUACACUGGACCAGACGGGCAGCAGCAACUAGGGCAGGUUCUUCAUCCCACCACUGAUUUCACCCUUACUGGACUUACUCCUGCAUCUCAGUAUGACAUCACUGUAAGGGCAUUUAACACUAAUACUGGACAACAAACAGAUAUUGGCACUGCCACUGCAACUACAGGUAUGGAUACGACGGUAAUAUUAGAUUCAGUUACGGAGAACACGGUUACACUUUCCUGGACGGCAAUAGAUGGUAGUACUUUCUACCAGGUCUUAUAUAGGCCUACUGGCUCGACUCAACCUGAACAUCAAAUGAUAGUUUCUAAUGGACCACUAAACACCCAAACCACACUAACUGGACUCACACCAGCUACAAUGUAUGAUAUUCGAGUUGUGGCUUUCCCAGGAGGUGCACCAUUGGAAGUUGGAAGCAUCACGCCAACAACAGGUAUUCUGAAUGAGGUUAUUGUGGAUUCGGUAACACCAAACACGAUUGCUCUCCGCUGGACAAAUUUGCCAGACAACAUAAAUUAUGAGAUAACCUACACUGCACCAGGUGGAACACAACAAGUGGUUUCCUCAGGCACCAGCCCCAACAUCAUCCUUACUGGACUUACUCCUGCCACUCAGUAUGAUAUCUCAGUACGUUCAACAUCUAACCAAGGACAGCAAUCAGCCAUUGGUACCACUACCGCUACUACAGUUCCAACACAAGUUACAAUAACUGAAACAACUCCCAAUUCAAUCAGCGCAAGUUGGACAGAGAUAACAGGUGCCUUGACAUACCGCAUAGACUUUGUCAGCACUGAUGGCCUACACACUGGAUCUAUCAAUUCACCUGUACCGCCGGCAGUUAUUGAUAGUCUACAACCAGGUACAACGUACACAAUAACUGUUCUUGGUACUACAGUGGACGGACAGACCAUCCCAAUUGGUUCAGCUUCUGCUACAACAGGUAUUGGCACUUCAGUCAAUGUGGGCCCAGUUACAUCAAGCACAAUUGCCCUGGACUGGACCCCUAUCCCUGAUACCAAUACUUAUCAGGUAAUUUACACUGGACCAGAUGGGCAACAGCUGCAGGAUUUUCCGACCACCCCUGACACCAUCCUUGCUGGACUGAAUCCUGUAUCUCAGUAUGACAUCACAGUGAGGGCUAUUACUAACAGUGGACAACUGGUAGAUGUUGGCACUACAACUGCCACUACAGGUAUUGACACUUCAGUUACUGUGGGUGCUGUUACACCAAACACCGUAGACAUCACCUGGACACCUGUCCCUGGUACCAAUAUCUAUCAGAUAAUAUACACUGGACCAGACGGGCAGCAGCAACUGGGGCAGGUUCUUCAUCCAACCACUGAUUUCACCCUUACUGGACUUACUCCUGCAUCUCAGUAUGACAUCACUGUAAGGGCAUUUAACACUGAUGCUGGACAACAGACAGAUAUUGGCACUGCUACUGCAACUACAGAUACACUGCUUAAUCUGGUUGCCAGUGCUCAAAACAUCCAAACAACUAGCUUCGACAUCAUGUGGGAAGACAGACCUGAAUUCACUUAUACUAGCUACAUUGCGACAGUCAGUGAAGUAGGGGGUACUUUUUCAGUACAACUUCCAGCCACUGCGAAUCGUGAUGGUAGAAAUAUAGUAGUCAAUGCUGCGGGCCUUACUGCCGGCACAGAAUACGAUGUUAACAUCCAAGGUGUGACCAGUACGGGAGUGCGUGAGGAUCAAGUCAAUUUCAACGUUUUCACAAGGCCAAAUCCACCCAUCGAUGGUCGCUUCACCGAGAUAAAUGGAAUGACAGUACUACUUGAAUGGAAUCCACCUGCUGAUGGGAGAAUAGAUGGGUAUGUAGUGAUACAUGGUGCAGAAACCCAGGAUCCAACUACUUUGACCCAGGCUCCUAUCCCAGUUGGUCAGACGGCAUACGCCAUCUCGGGACUCAAUCCUAUCAUACCCUCUACCAUAGGACUGGUAUCAUAUCGGAAUUCAACUGAUACAUUCAGUGAUUUUGCCGAGCUACUUCAGCAACAAAAUUCUAACUUGGAAAUAAAUAGAGGUGAUAACCCAUGUGCAAGUAGACCAUGUAGGAAUGAUGGACAGUGUUUUGGUGUAUCAGGAGGCAGUUUCAGAUGUGAAUGCAUCAAUGGUUUCAGUGGUACUACCUGUGAAGUAAACACAGAUGAAUGUAACAGCUUUCCUUGUCAAAAUGGAGGGACCUGUACUGAUCUUCAAAAUGGUUAUAUCUGUCGCUGCCUUACUGGAAUAACUGGCACAAACUGUGAGAUAAGACCGCAGCCUUGCUCCAACAAUCCUUGUUUAAAUGGUGCGACCUGUGUGGAAGUAUUUACAACCUUUACAUGCUCUUGUCUUGCUGGCUUUACUGGCACGUUGUGUGAAACAGAUAUUGAUGACUGUGCACCAAUCGACCCCUGUCUCAAUGGUGGCAUCUGUGUAGAUGCAGUCAACAGUUUCAUGUGUAUAUGCCAAACUGGCUUCUCGGGCACUAACUGUGAAAUAGAUAUAGAUGAAUGCAAUCCUGAUCCUUGUCAGAACGGUGUGUGUGUUACAAUUGCACCGGGAUCCCCCUUCACAUGUGUUUGUAAUCAAGGCUUCACUGGGCAGAAUUGUGAGACUGAAAUUAAUGAAUGUAAUUCGAUGCCCUGUCUCAAUGGCGGUACCUGUAUAGAUGCUCUGUUAAGCUAUGUGUGCAGAUGUGCACUUGGGUUCACCGGAGUAAACUGCGAAUCUCCAACUGAUGAGUGUGCCAGUCAACCUUGCCUCAAUGGAGGAACUUGCGUGGAUGGUGUAAACGCGUACGAGUGUAGAUGUCCAAUGGCCUUUGGUGGGAUAAACUGUGAAACAGAUAUCAAUGAAUGCUUAUCGGGACCAUGCAUGAAUGGUGCCACUUGCUUUAACCAGUUGGGGUUCUUCCGAUGUCAGUGUCCUACAGGGUACGAGGGACCAACAUGCGCUACGGACAUCAAUGAAUGUGCAAGUACUCCAUGUCAGAAUGGCGGAACAUGUCUGGACUUCCCAGGGUUAUACAUUUGUAACUGUGUCCAAGGUUUCUCUGGUAUACACUGUGAAAUAAACGAUGACGAUUGUCGAAAUAACCCUUGCCUGAAUGGAGCUACUUGUAUAGAUGGAGCGCAGUCUUUCACCUGCAUUUGCCCAUCAGGGUUUUCCGGAACAACGUGUGCUAUGCAAUUGGACGCAUGUAACCCACCACCUUGUCAGAAUGGAGGAACGUGUAUCAAUCUUUUCCCAUCAUUCCAGUGUGUUUGCCCUCCUGGCUUCACUGGAACAAACUGUGAAAGAAAUAUUGAUGAGUGUCUUAGCUUUCCCUGUGCAAAUGGAGGAACUUGUAAUGAUGGUAUCAAUCAGUACGUGUGUUCAUGUACUGCUUCUUUCCAGGGUCCUAGAUGCCAAAUAGGAAGAAACAUACCACUUACUUACACCCCAACGACCACUACACUUACUUUUGAUUGGCCGGCACAGCCUGGAGUCGUUCAAUACAGGAUAUCUCUCCAAAAUCUUGAUGGGAGCCCAGCUGCAACUCCCCAAACAAUUUUCCAGCCAUCUGCAACGUUCUCCGGCCUUGACCCCACCACAACGUACAUAGUUUCUCUGGAAACAACUGCAGACGGUGUAGACUACAACCUCAGUCAAGAUUUUGGUACAACAGAUACACCACCAUGUGAUGUUGCUCGAUGUUUCUUUGGAGGUACGUGUCGGGAAGAUAAUACAGCAACCCGUGGUUAUACCUGUGAUUGUACAACUGGGUACACUGGUGACAACUGUGAACAAAAUAUCAAUGAGUGCUUAGUGACUGUUAACCUAUGUGGGACUGGGAGAUGCUUUGACACCUUUGGCUCUUUUAUGUGUAUAUGUGACCCGGGCUUCCAAGGCACACGAUGUGAACAGGAUAUUAACGAGUGCCUCAGCAAUCCUUGUCAGAAUGGAGGCAUUUGUGAUGAUGAACCGAACCGAUAUGUAUGUCGAUGUCCGCCAGGAUUUACUGGGAUUAACUGUCAAACUGCGAUAGAUAACUGCGCAAGUGGACCCUGCAACAAUGGUGGCUCAUGCAUCAAUGGAUUUACUUCAUUUUUCUGUGCUUGUCCAACCGGAUAUACCGACUCACGAUGUGAAACAAACAUUAAUGAGUGCUUUAGCCAACCAUGUCUGAACGGUGGAACCUGUAUUGAUGGAAUUGCUAGCUUCACUUGCUCGUGUGCACAAGGUUUUGAAGGAACUAACUGCGAAAACAGAAUAAGUGCUUGCCUAAGCUUUCCUUGUGUGAAUGGUGGAUCAUGUACGGAUGUUGCUACAGGGUAUUUCUGUUCAUGUGUCCCUGGAUUUACAGGAACUAACUGUGAAAAUGAUAUUGACGAGUGUGCUUCAAAUCCAUGCUUGAACGGAGGGAUAUGCUCUAACCUACUCAAUCAGUUUACCUGUACUUGCCAAGGUCUAUUCACUGGCCUACGAUGUGAAACCCAGGUGGAUACUUGCAUAAGUUUUCCCUGUCAAAAUGGAGGGAGCUGUAUCAACAUUGCGAAUGGAUAUUUAUGCAACUGUCUUCCAGGCUUUACUGGUGUAAGAUGUGAAAAUGAUAUCAAUGAGUGUAUUAGCAAUCCUUGUGUUAAUCAGGGUACUUGUAUCAAUCAAGUUAGCCGAUUUUUGUGCCAGUGCCCAGAUGGAUAUGACGGAACACGAUGUGAAAAUAAUAUCGAUGAGUGUUUGUCAAAUCCUUGUUUUAAUGGGGGAACAUGCUUGGACCAGGUUGCUAGCUACAGGUGUAUUUGUACAGCAGCAUUUACUGGGACUCGAUGCACACAAAAUACAAAUGAAUGUGUUUCCUCACCUUGUCGGAAUGGCGGUACCUGUAUUGAUCAGGUCAAUGGUUAUAGAUGUGAAUGUCCAACUGGGUUUACUGGAAUUAUCUGUGAAACUGAUAUAAAUGAUUGCCUCAACAAUCCCUGUCUAAAUGGAGGAUCAUGCCAAGAUCUUCCUGGUACAUUCUCCUGUACAUGUGCUCUUGGAUAUACAGGUUUCAACUGCCAAACAAACAUCCUUGAGUGCAACAGCAAUCCCUGUGUGAAUGGUGCUACAUGUGUGGAUGGAAUAAAUCGAUUUUCAUGCACUUGUGCGGCUGGAUUUACAGGAGCUACUUGCGCUGAACGAAUUGACUUUUGUUUGGGCUCACCUUGUUCUGUGAGGGCAUCUUGUAUCUCUGUGGGUGCGUCAUUCUUGUGUCUGUGCCCUCCUGGAUUUACCGGACCCACCUGUGAUAUUAACAUCAACGAAUGCCUCAACAAUCCUUGUCUGAAUGGGGGAACCUGUGUGGACGGAAUCAACUCCUUCACCUGCAAUUGCCCUCCAGGAUUCAAUGGCCAGUUUUGUCAGACAAAUAUCAAUGAAUGUGCCAGCUUCCCAUGCCAGAACGGCGGUGUCUGUACUGAUUUGAUCAACGGAUUCAGAUGUCAGUGUUCUGCUUUCUUCCAAGGCAUCGUGUGCACUAUACCCCUUGUAAUUCAAAUGACGGACACGAGCACGGUCCCAAGGACUCUGCGUGUUGAAUUUGACCCUAUCAACAAUGAACCGGAUGCCGUAUAUGAUGUCAUUGUGACAGCACCAGACGGGACCAUCGUUGACAUGCGUUCAUUCACCGACGCUGAUGUGGACAACGACGGACGGGUGAGGGCAGAUAUCCCUGGACUUGAUCCUGACCUCACCUACACGGUGGAUCUGCAGGUCCGAACACCGGAAGGGACGUUCACUCUUGAUACCAUGAUGAGUAGUCCACCAGGUGCUUGCGAUUCGGGACCAUGCUUCAAUGGAGGAACCUGUACAGAAGCUCCUGGAACUGCUUUAGGCUAUACAUGUACCUGUCUUCCCAGUUUCCAACAACCAAAUUGCUUGAUCCAAAUAAACCCAUGUGAUAGCAAUCCUUGUCAAAAUGGAGGUACUUGCCUGAAUUCCGGAUCAUCAUUUAUUUGUGCAUGUGCAGCUGCGUGGCAAGGAAACAUCUGUACUUUCCCUCGGUCAAUACCAAUAAAUUUCAACACACCAAACCCCAACACCCUCAUCAUUAGCUACACCCAGCCCCCAGGCCAGUACAGCUCAUACGAUGUGACGUUGCUAGACAUUGUGGGACAACCGGUACAGACUGGUGUAAUCAGCCCCGCCCAGAUACAGCCAGACGGUACUUUCCGCUACACCUUCAAUGGAGUACAGCCCAACACCGCCUACCAGGUGCAAGUGACUGGUCGCACCGCAGAGGGACCUCUCGAUAUUGGUCGUGCCAACACACAGACGCCGAAUGUGUGUGACAUUUCCCCCUGCCUAAAUGGAGGAUUGUGCCAAAAUAAUCAAGCAGUAUCAUCAGGUUAUACAUGCAACUGUCUUCCCGGCUACUCUGGAAUUAAUUGUCAAACAGAUAUCAACGAGUGUUCGAGUAACCCUUGUACAAAUGGAGGCACAUGUCAACAGCCUUUCAUCAAUGCAUUCCGAUGUGCUUGUCUUCCUCAAUUUACUGGAACCACUUGUCAGAUUCCUCUGAAUGUCGUAGUACGUACCGGCACAGUCACCCCGACCUCGGCCACAAUCGUAUUCAGCGAGCUACCAAGUGGGUCUGCCCAAUACACCCUAGAAGUUGAUGAUUUGCAGGGAAACCUUGUCCAAAAUGUCCCCGUCAAUCCUAACCAAGCUUCAAAUGGACAGUUUACCGUCCCGGUCAAUAACCUUCAGCCCGGCUCAGGAUACAUUGUGUUUGUGCAAGGAACUAUCAGUGGACAGACAUUCCAACUUGGCUCUACACCAGUGAACACCCCUUCUUUGUGUACCCCAACUACAUGUUUGAAUGGAGGAACUUGUGUGGAUUCUGGAAUAUCAUUUUUCUGUGUUUGUCCACCUGGUUUUGAUCCAAAUACUAACUGCCAAGAUAUUAAUGAAUGUUUGAGCCAGCCUUGCCAGAAUGGGGGAACGUGUAACAAUGGACAGAACCGGUAUGAUUGCGCAUGCCCCAUUUUCUUAUCCGGUGUAAACUGUCAAAAUAACCAAUGCACCUUGCGUCCAAAUAUAUGCCAGAAUGGAGGGACAUGUGUACCAUCUACACAGCAGCCUGGAUUUAACUGCCUAUGUCGAAGCGGUUUUCAAGGAGACUUUUGUGAAAUUCAAACACCAAGUUGCAACCCGAGUCCUUGUCAAAAUGGAGGUACAUGUAUUGUUGGUACCAUAGGUAUCACAUGCAAUUGUGUUCAAGGAUACGUUGGGGAAUUCUGCCAGACAAUCGUCAACCAGUGUCUGAAUUUGCCAUGCAGAAAUGGAGGAAGUUGUGUUAGUCGGGUCAAUGGAUAUCUUUGUAAUUGUAUCCCUGGUUAUAUUGGUACCAACUGUGAAACAAAUAACAACGAAUGCGUCAGCAAUCCUUGUCUGAAUGGUGGUACCUGCAUCGAUGGUGUGAAUCGCUUUGACUGCAUAUGUCCUCCAAAUUCAAAUGCAAACAUCUUCUGUGAACAACCUCCAUCUGCAUGUGAUUCUGGACCUUGUUUGAAUGGAGGGACUUGUCAAAACACAGUAAAUGGCUUCUUCUGCUUCUGUCCAUCCAACUUUCUUGGUAUUCGGUGUGAAACUUUAAACAGCCCUUGUAAUCCAUCCCCUUGUCUUAAUGGAGGAACCUGCACACAAACGGGAUCUAGCUUCGCCUGCCGGUGUCUUUCCACUUUCACUGGGAUUCUCUGUGGACAAGCUAAUAAUGUCUGUGGUUUGAACUGCCAGAAUGGUGGGACUUGUUUGAGUGUUCCAGGAAUUCUGAUGUGCCUUUGUCCUACCAACUGGAUAGGAAAUCUUUGCACUAUUCCAAGGGUAAUUCCAGCUGGACCAGGUGCGGUUACGUCAAAUUCCUUCGAAAUAGUAUUCAGUUCCAUUGGUCCAAACACUGAGGCCACUGCACAUCGUCUUCUCUUACUUGAUGGAACUGAUGUCGUGCAGUCAACGACCCUACCAACCGCUCCACCACGCAAUACCGAGAUUAGCUAUGUGUUCUCAAAUCUUAAUCCUGGAGCAAUGUACACUGUCAUCAUUGCUGCUGACACAGCAGAGGAGAGCUUUGAAUUAGUCCGUGUUCCAUUCACUACAGAUGCUGAGGAUGGUUGUAUCAGCCAGCCAUGCCAGAACCAGGCUACCUGCUCACCAAACUCUGCCACGCCUCUUGGGUAUAUGUGCUUCUGUGCACCUGGAUUUACUGGAACAACAUGUUCAAUAAAUAUCAAUGAGUGUGCUUCUGGGCCUUGUCUCAAUGGUGGAAGGUGUAUAGAUGCAGUCAAUGGUUACUCCUGUCUGUGCGUAGUGGGUUACACCGGUAUUCGCUGUGAAACUGUUCUUGAUUCAUGUACCAGCUCUCCUUGCCUCAAUGGUGGUAACUGCGUCAGCCAGGUUAAUUCAUUCUUCUGUAAUUGUCAACCAAACUUUAGGGGCGUACGUUGUGAAUUAUUUAACCCACCAUGUACAUCAAACCCAUGCUUAAAUGGUGGCAUGUGCAGCAACAAUCAGAACAAUGACAACUACGUCUGUAUUUGCCUGCAAAACUUCAAUGGUGUGAACUGUGAGAACCCCAUAGAUGGGGUGGAAUGUGCCAGUAACCCCUGCAGAAAUGGAGGUACCUGCAAUGAGGGCUUCCGUAGCUUUACCUGUACCUGCCCUUCCACAUGGACCGGGAUAUUUUGUUCUGCAGACGUCAAUGAAUGCCAGAACCAACCCUGUUUCAAUGGUGGGACAUGUACUAAUCUCCAAGGGUCAUAUCGCUGUAAUUGCCCCCUUGGAUUUGGUGGAGUUAAUUGUCAAGUGAAUAUCAACGAAUGCACCUCAAACCCUUGUUUGAAUGGAGGUACUUGCAGUGAUGGAAUUAAUUUUUACACCUGUGCUUGUCUGCUACGUUUCACAGGACAACGGUGUGAGAUUACCCCGAAUGCUUGUUCAAGUUCUCCUUGCCUAAACGGAGGUACAUGCAACAGCAACAAUGGCUUCUUCACCUGCAGUUGUGUCAGUGGAUUUGUUGGAAUUAGGUGUGAAACAAACAGCAACGACUGCGUGCAGAACCCCUGUCAGAAUGGAGGCACAUGUGUGGAUGGAUUGAACACGUUCUCGUGCACGUGUCUGGCAGGGUUCUCUGGUAACCUCUGCCAGAUUUCGAAUUUCUGUGCGAACAACCCCUGCUUGAAUGGCGGAACCUGCCAAACCUUGUCCACAACUUAUCGGUGUCAGUGCACCAAUGGAUUCACAGGUCAACAGUGUCAAAUUAAUAUCCAGGAAUGUUCAAGUGGACCUUGUCAAAAUGGAGGAACGUGCAUUGAUGGAGUGAAUUCUUUCAUCUGUCAGUGUCCUGUUGGCUACGGGGGAAUAUUUUGUCAGUUGUCAACCUCACCAUGCCAGAGUAAUCCAUGUCAAAACGGUGCUUGCCUUACACAGCAACAAGGGUACAUUUGCCAGUGCAAUCAGGGAUUCACUGGGGUUUUCUGUCAGACCAACAUCGAUGAAUGCCUGAGCUCACCUUGUCUAAAUGGAGCCACCUGCCUGGAUGGUUUAGCCCGGUACACGUGUCAAUGUCGCUUGGGUUACACAGGUAUCCGAUGUGAAAUCAACGUAGAUGAGUGUGCAUCACAGCCUUGUGCCAAUGGUGGCACUUGUAUUGACAAUGUGAAUAGCUAUAUCUGCAAUUGUCCACAAGGUUUCACAGGGGCUAAUUGCUUUGAGCGUAAUGACCUGUGUUCGCCAUCCCCAUGUGUGAAUGGGGACUGUCUUAGCGGAUCAGGGACUUUCACAUGUCGUUGCUUUAAUGGUUAUACCGGGUCCCGUUGUGAGAUAAACCCCAAUGAUUGUGCACCCAAUCCUUGCCAGAAUGGAGGGACAUGCACUGACGGUCUUAAUAGAUUCUUCUGCAACUGCUUGCCAGGAUUCUUUGGAUCUAUGUGUGAGAUUGUUCAAGAUCCCAAUCAGUGUCUUUCAAAUCCUUGUCUGAAUUCUGGUAGCUGUAUUGAUGGAAACAACCGCUUUACCUGUAUGUGCUUGCCAGGGUAUACUGGAACGCGUUGUGAAACCAACAUCAAUGAAUGUGGCAGUAAUCCUUGCCUAAACCAAGGACAGUGUCUUGAUCAAGUCAACGCUUUUCUGUGCAACUGUCCCGCAAACUUCAUCGGAACUCGAUGUGAAACUCCACUAGUACCUGAUGCAUGUAUCUCCAACCCAUGCCAGAAUGCCGGAACCUGUACGAGAAUAAAUAACGGAUACCAGUGUAUCUGCCAACCAGGAUUCCAGGGCACCAAUUGUCAAAUAAAUAUCAAUGAGUGUGCUUCUAGCCCUUGUCUAAAUGGAGGCACCUGUGUUGAUAGAGUGAAUAGAUUCACAUGCACCUGUACCCAGUUCUACACUGGACAAACCUGUGCAUUUGCUGUUGUCAACCCCUGCACUACAGCACCAUGCUUGAAUGGCGGUACAUGCAGCGUCAACCCAGCCAAUCCAAGUAGUUUCCUGUGUGCCUGUCAGUUUGGAUAUAGUGGAAACCAAUGUCAGUUUGAUGGUAAUCAAUGUUUGUCAAACCCAUGUUCUAACGGUGGUGUGUGCAUCGAUGGUAACGGCCGGUUUGCCUGUAAUUGUGCUCCUGGAUUUAGUGGUGACACUUGCCAAAUCAACAAUAAUGAGUGUAUUAGCAGCCCUUGUCUCAACGGAGGUAUAUGUAAUGACUUAAGCAAUGCAUAUAGCUGUACUUGUCAACCCAACUUCAAUGGCGCAAGAUGUGAAACUCCUAUACAAGUGGCCAAUCCCUGCAUAUCAUCACCGUGUCUGAACGGAGGUACAUGUGUAAGGACUGGUGACUCUACCUAUGUGUGUAACUGCCGCGCUGGAUUUAUUGGAGCAAGCUGUAGCCAGCCGGUUGAUAUCACAACUUGUGCCGAUUCACCUUGUCAGAAUGGAGCUACCUGUUCACCAACGCAGAAUGGAGCUAGUUAUUUCUGUGUCUGCUAUGCUGGGACAUCAGGGAAUAAUUGUGAAGUUGGGCAGACGGCAUGCUUCCCCCAGCCUUGUCAGAACGGUGGUACAUGUGUGUCAAUGACCAGUGGUCAGAAUGGAUUUUUCUGUAUGUGCCCACCUGGACUUGGAUUGACUGACAUCACAUGUGCAGGUGUAGGUGCAAACCCUUGUUCAUCAAUACCCUGUUUAAAUGGAGGAAUAUGCUCAUCGGUGUUUACGACAUCAGGAACCAUCAGCGGAUAUGAAUGCAAUUGCCAGGCAGGCUAUACAGGAGUACGAUGCCAGACUUUACUAACUCCUCCAGUUUCACCUUGUCAGAACAAUCCCUGCCAGAAUGGAGGAACAUGCACCAAUAACGGAUUAUCCUUCUUCUGCAGUUGUCGAAUGGGGUUUACUGGCACAACAUGCCAAACAUCUGUUCCUUGCAACUCAAACCCUUGUUUGAAUGGAGGUUCCUGCCAGGUAUUCACCAAUGCCUAUGUCUGUAAUUGUCUACCUGGCUUUGCUGGAACCAGAUCUGUUCCUUGCAACUCAAACCCUUGCUUGAAUGGAGGUUCCUGCCAGGUAUUCACCAAUGCCUAUGUCUGUAAUUGUCUACCUGGCUUUGCUGGAACCAGAUGCGAGCAGAGUAACGUAUCACCAUGUCAGUCUAACCCUUGUUUCAAUGGUGGAACCUGUAAUGUAGAAGGCAACAUCUAUAGGUGUUCUUGCAUUGAUGGUUUUACUGGACUUCGCUGUCAGACACCUCCAUUACCUUGUUUUUCCAAUCCAUGUUUGUUUGGUGGAAGCUGCAGCAACACUGGAAGCACAUUCUUCUGUGCGUGUUUAGCUGGUUACUCUGGAAACAGAUGCCAGACUCCACCAUCACCUUGCUCAUCUAGCCCCUGUUUCAAUGGUGGAGUGUGCUCCUCAUCUGGGGGGAUAUUCACCUGCUCGUGCCCAUCAGCAUAUACCGGUACCAGAUGUGAGAUAUUGGUCGCUACCAGCCCUUGUCAGUCAAAUCCUUGCGCAAAUGGAGGUACAUGUGUACAACAACCAACUGGUGGUUUCAUAUGUUUAUGCCGACCUGGAUUCGGAGGCACCAGAUGCACAACAGUGGUUCCAUCUCCAUGUCAGCCUACAAACCCUUGUCUCAAUGGAGGUACCUGUACAUCUAUUGGUAACGUGUUUUCUUGCACAUGUCUGCCUACAUAUACUGGAUCUACCUGCCAGACACCAACUGCUACAGAUUGUACUUUCGUAUGCGCUAACGGAGGGGUGUGUGUGUUGGAUGUUCUUCAUCGUGUUAAUGUCUGUCAAUGUCCCCAGGAAUUCAACGGAAACCAGUGCCUCUCCAGAACGACAUGUUCCAGGAACUAUACUUUGGCCCAGGGACAGCAGGUGGCGGUGUCAAGCCCUAAUUAUCCCAACCCCUAUCCUAACUCAGUUCGAUGUGAGAUCUACUUCCAAGCCUCAGAUCCAAACAGGCGCCUACGUGUGACUGUCAAUGAGUUUGAUACCGAGUGUGAGCAUGACUAUGUUACGGCUGGAAAUGGUGGAAAUCUGAAUGAUCAGACCUCCAUUCUGAUGAGACUGUCUGGCGAUGAACAGGUCCCGCCUUUUGUCAUCGACAGCAACCAAGGAUGGCUCCUGUUUGAAAGUGAUCUAUGGGUCACCAAUCCAGGAUUCGCACUCACGGUCCAAGAUGUGGAUACCACAGAAUUCAUGGCUGAUUGUCCACCUGACUUCUGCCGAAAUGGCGGUACGUGUGUAGUAGUAGUUGAUCAACCCCAGGUCCUCGGAUGCCUGUGCCUGGAUGGCUUCACUGGAGAUAACUGCAUUGAUGAUACGAACGAGUGUGCCAGCAAUCCCUGUUUCAAUGGAGGAAGAUGUAAUGACCUUCUUAAUGCAUACUCAUGCACAUGUAUUUCAGGCACAUCUGGCCCAAGAUGCCAAUCAAUAACAACUCAGUGCACUAGCCUUGACUGCAGGAAUGGAGGAACUUGUGUGAUGUCACAGUUAGGUUUGGCAAGCUGCAAUUGUGUUGCUGGCUAUGAAGGAAACCUGUGUCAAACCAAUAUUAAUGAAUGUGAGAGCAAUCCCUGUCUGAACAAUGGUAUGUGUACAGACCAAGUUAAUGGAUUCUUCUGUAGCUGUCGUGAUCCAUACUCAGGAAUCCUUUGUGAGACAAACAAUGCUAAUGUUGCUCGCUCCUCUGCCCGGGAUGGCAUGAACUUAAGUUUGCCAGAGCUUGCAUCAACAAAUCUAUCAGCAUCGUGGAUAGCUGUCAUUGUUGUCCUCUUCAUCAUCAUUAUUGUUAUGGGGAUGUACAUUGGAUACAGAUACUAUCGUGGAAGGCGUCAACGUCUUGAAGAUGGAGAGCACCUUCUUGAGGAGUAUUCAAAUAGAGCUCUGGACCCAGUCCCUCCUACUGAAAUGGGAGCUUAUGAACUCGUUCACCUGCCAGGAGGAGCAAGAUCCGGGAGUGUCUCUGCGAUGAAUGCAAACCAGUCACCAUGGCCCCAGAGUGCUGCCAACAUCUAAUGGCCAUCAUAUAAACAGCCGAGAACUUCAAAUAUACAUGAACUAUAUACUAUAUGAGAUAUUUAAUAAUUGAUAUAUGAUGCACAUUUGAGAAAAAUGUCAUUUUACUCAGAAGCUUGUUACAGUGCAAUAAUUGAUCGUAUGUCUGUGUAUCAGUUGUGGUAUAUAUAAUCUUAAAGUAUCAGCGAUUUCAGCAGCAUCUUUUUUCUUGGGAAAAUGAUUAUGUCACAGAUAAUUUCAGUUUGAUGCUGUUCAUGUUUUCAUAUUAUAGUUAUUCUUCAAACGUCUAAUCAAUGGCCAACAUUUUAAAAAUAAAGAACCUCAAUUGUAAAUAAAGUAUACUACAUGAAUUAUAUAAUAAUUUAUAUAUGAUGCAUACUUAUAAUACUCUGACAAUUGUUACAAUUUGAUAAUUGUGUGUAUGUCUCUGAGUUUGGGGUAAUGUAAUCUUAUUGAUGAUAUAACUUAUUCUAGGGGAAAAGGCUUCAUGAGAAAUAAUUGUAAUAUGCUGCUAUCUACAUUAUCAUAAUUCUAUAUUUGUUCUUUUAGUGACAUUCUUUAUAAGCUGUAUGUUAAGAUAAUUUUUUGAAAAGGAUGAAUGGCUUGAAGUAGGCCUACAAGCCAAAUAGCCAUUAUGUUCCGAUCUAUUCAUGUAAGAAGCCAGAAGUUAUUAGUUCUGUUUUAUCAUCGGGUUUUGAAAGAUUGACUGUGUUAAUUUAAAAUAAUAUAUUCAACACGCGAAAUCAAGCUUGAAAUGUUUACCAGAAAUCAUGAUCUCUGUGUAGAUGGCUAAAAUGGAAUAUUCCAUUAUUUUAUUCAAAACCGUUUUCUCUUUUUUCCCCAAAAUUUCAACCAAUGUUCUCACCGGGCGCUGCUUGAAGCCCUAAAAAUUCAAAUGCAUUAGAACAGGUCAUCGGCUCUUAACACCUUUUCCAAUGCACCUUGUCUGAAGUUAAUUAACCUAGAAUUUCUACAUUGAAUAUAAUAAUCACAAAGACGUUAUUUUGAUAUCAUGCAUUGUUUCCUACAUUGAAUAUUUUAUUUAUUUGGGCAUUAUUCACUACAUCUUUGUUUUAUUUCAUUUGGUUUGUCUAUUUUAGAUUUCUGUUGUUUUUUUAUUAAGAUUUCAUUUUUAUUUCUCCCUGAAAUUUAUUGUCAAUGGUCAGAAAACUGAGCGCCUGUAUUUAGCGCCUUACAAAUGUUAUAAUUAUUAUUGUUGCUAUAUUUACUCUUUAAGAAUAUGUUUAUUGUUUUAGAUGUAUUUUGAUGUUUGAUUGUUAAUCGAAAAUAUAAACCAGACCCUGCCGAGAUGCUCGAAACAAUUACACUGUUAACAUGGAGAAGGUUUUAACAAAAUUUACUGUUUUAUAUUCCAGGUUCAUAAUGUUUGCCAUUUAGCUCAUAUAUUAUUGUAUCCAUGUUAUUGAUUUGUUUUUCAAAGGACAGGACAUGAUAUAAAGAUGAUUAGUUGUAGAAUUGCGGUGAUUUUCCAACUUAAGAAAUAAAAAAUUUCUCCAUCUCGAAAAUCGAGUUGUAUACCAUGACAUUUUGAAAAAUUACAUGCAUUAUCACGAAUAUUCUUUAAAAUGCGUAUGAGUUUACCAAAUCAUAAUACAUGUAUUCCAGUAAUUGAAUUUGAAUUGGGAGUAAAUAUUUCAGCGAAUUAGAUUUUUAUUGAAUUGAUUGAAUUGAUAUAAUCAGCUCGAGUAAUUUAUUUUUAGCUUGAAAAAAAUGGAUAGCUUACAAUUUGUUUUCAAUGAAAUUAAAGAAUAAUAGAUGCGCUUAGAGCAGGCUCUGUUUGCAUAUUUUCAUUUCAAUAACACCUUAUCAGCAAAUUAAAUUAUAUUUUGUAUUUCAAAAGAAAGUUUAGAGAAAUUAUUUAUGUCAAUAUAAGAACUUAUAGUAUGAAAAAGGGUUGUCAACGUAAAUGACAAGUAUGUGAAUUCUUAAUUUAUACUCAAUGUGAUUAUUGAUCUAUUUGUUUAAUGUGUAUCAAAAUGAAAAUAAAGUGCAAUUAUAAUCCAGUAAUGUAAGCUUUAACUUUUUAACAGUAUGUUAUGGGAUAUUGGAUGGGUUAGUACUUUAUUAAAAUAAAAA